AUGAGUACUUCCAGUACUACAUUCUCGGAAUGCCUCAAGGAGACUGAUGCCUGUAGACGACCAAACUUUGAAGGCCUCAAUGCUUCCGAAGCUACUUUUGCUGCCCGUCAAGUCCUCAGGAAUAUGUCGGUACUGAAGACCGAGGAGCAAAGACGGCAGGAUAUUAUUCGCUGCCAAGAAGAGGAGGCAAUCCGCCGCAAGCAGGAGGAGCUAAUCGAGAAGGCUGCGGAGGAGCGACGUGCAAUUAAAGCCAAACUGGAGAAGGUGAGGCUCGAACAAUUGGAGAAGGAUGAGUCGCAGGCGCUUGUGCGGCAACGACAAGAAGUUGCUUCAGCUAUUGAAGCUCUGAAAGAAGCUCAGAACCGCUGCACUCAACAUAAGAAGCAGAUUGAGGAGGAUAUUUUGAAUGCAUCAAUCAGUCUGAUGGAGAGUAGAAUUAAGUUACCCGUGAAAGCUGUUGAAGAUAUCCCCAAAUCCUCAGCCACGUUCGAGCUCUCCGGUGGAUAUACUGAUCUAGGUGCUGAUGGCUUUUCGACUCCUCCACCGAAGUCUACGUCUGGUGGAAGUCUCAGUGGUUGGCUGGGUGACGCUAUCAGGACAUUUCGUCGCCACCUGAAAGGCCAUUCGCCAGAAGCGGUGUAUAUUGACUUGUGCGAAGAUCGCUAUGGGAACGGGAGUGAUCAUAGUUCCCUUGCACUCGGAUGCCGAGACUAA
This is a messenger RNA of Perkinsus marinus ATCC 50983, 714 nucleotides long. RefSeq lists its product as hypothetical. The record is from RefSeq and is a predicted model, not a curated record. Bases 1 to 714 code for a protein of 237 amino acids. NCBI's taxonomy places the organism in Eukaryota, Perkinsozoa, Perkinsida, Perkinsidae. The transcript has a single exon.